Molecule: messenger RNA, 234 nt
Organism: Gongylonema pulchrum
Lineage: Eukaryota; Metazoa; Nematoda; Chromadorea; Rhabditida; Gongylonematidae
Source: the annotation of a GenBank genome assembly
AUGCAUACAGCAGCAUCACUGGUCGACGUUCUUUGCGAUGGCACCACACCAGUUUUCUCAGUCCGGCAGCAGUGGUCCCAUCCACCGAUGUCCGCAGUUUCGUCGGUGAUGACUCUAUCGGCCUCGGUCCUCAGUUCCUCUGCUUCGCUUCAGAAUUCGGCUGCACCAUCAUUGGAAAAUUCUGCACCAUCACUGGAAAGUGAUGCGCCACUUUUUAUAUUGAUAAUAUUCUGA